AUGGCUCCGGAUCUGAGAGCAUUGAGCAAGCAGGAGCGUUUUUGCUUCGACACGUUGAAUAAUGUGGCUAAAUUUAUUGGCGGCUACGAUGAAGCGCGGGAUAAGGGUGAGAUUGUUGGAUGGAUAGAUCGCUUGGAGGGAAUUUUUGAAAAGUUUCUGAAGAUUCGUCUUGAAAUAGACUUGCUGCAAGAUGACGAUUCAGCUACCGCAGACGAAGACGAAAAGGCUAGUCGUGCUUCACGUGAUAAAUUUGAUAAGACUUACGUGCAGCAAAGGGGAUUGGUUGAAUCGAUCGACAUUACCGAUGCAAAUUAUGUCAUUGCAUGGCAAGAUUUGACCAAACGCUUCGAUAAUAAAAAGUUAGUGGUGAAAACCUACUUGGAUGCGCUUCUUUCUGUGGAAUCGAUGAAGCGGGAAAGUUACGAGUCCCUUUCGCGACUAGUCGAUGACUUUGAACGUAAUCUGCAGAUGAUCGAGAAGAUGAAUAUCGAUACAAAGGGUUGGAGUGUCCUUCUUGCACACAUGGUGUGCUCUCGUCUCGAUACGUUGACACUAAAACAAUGGGAAAAUCAUCACAAAUCCACAGACGUACCCCAGUACCAACAGCUGAUCGAGUUCCUGCGUUCUCAUUGCAUCGUUCUCCAAUCAAUCGCUCCCGGGAAGCCGAAUUUUCCCGAACUCCCUCGAUCUGAACCCGGUCGAGUGCAGAAAUUCAAGACCAGCAGUGUACAUACCAUCGUCAGUUCAUCCUCAAAGCCUUUCAAAUGUGAUGCGUUCCGCAAGCUGCCCAUUUCUGAACGCUACGAUUUGGUGAAGAAAAGGUCUCUAUGCAUCAACUGCCUAUCCGCGGAUCACCAAGUUAGAAGCUGUUCGUCGGGUUCCUGUCGUGUUUGUGGUCAAAAGCACCAUACCAUGCUCCACCAUCAAGCUCCAAUUCGCAACCCUACGCAACCACAGCCAUCCAAACAAACCGCAAGCCAACCCACCACAACCCAAACUCAUUCUCAAAUCUCAAUAGCUCUAGCCAUGUCAUCAAACGCAAGUAAGACUUCCUCGCCAACACCUCUCGUCAACCAAUCCUGCCCCACUACCGGUUCGCUGAGUCAUUGUUCUACAUCCUCUGUGGACAACGUUCGCCUUAUUCCGUCAACCGUGCUAUUGCAGAAGGCGCUUGUGAAGGUCGUCGAUUCAUCCAAGAAUAUCCUGUGGGCCAGAGCAUUACUCGAUCCCGCUUCGCAGCUGAACAUCAUGUCCGAAGGUUUCGCUCAACGCUUACAAGUCCAAAGAAUCAAGGAGAAUCACAUCGUUGGUGGCAUCGGACAAUCGUCCGUCGCUUCCACCUACUCCCUCUUAGUAUACGUUCAGUCGCAUUGCUGCAGCUUCCGUACUCAACUAAAGUUCCACGUGUUAAAAUCUGUCACACGGGAGCUUCCAUCGAAUAGUAUCGAUGUGGCCGAAUGGAGCUGGCCCUCUAACGUAGUCUUAGCAGAUCCACAGUUCAACCAACCAGCAGCAGUGGACAUGAUUAUAGGAGUGGAUGCCUAUUACGAUCUUCUUCUCGAUGGACUCAUCCGACUGGGUCCCGGAAGACCUGUUUUGCAGAAUACCCUACUGGGUUGGGUCGUUUCCGGACGAGUUGGAGAUGGCCGACCAAAUCCAGAAAUUAUUAGCAUAGAAGAGUUGAGCUCAACCUGGAAGCGAAAUAACAUUCCUUAG
Armigeres subalbatus is the source of this 1716-nucleotide messenger RNA. RefSeq lists its product as uncharacterized. The transcript has 3 exons. Bases 1 to 1716 code for a protein of 571 amino acids. The record is from RefSeq and is a predicted model, not a curated record. Lineage: Eukaryota; Metazoa; Arthropoda; Insecta; Diptera; Culicidae.